This is a messenger RNA of Betta splendens (Siamese fighting fish), 4275 nucleotides long. It is a transcript of the gene ccdc85cb, whose product is annotated as coiled-coil domain containing 85C, b. Gene Ontology annotation, cellular component: apical junction complex. Lineage: Eukaryota; Metazoa; Chordata; Actinopteri; Anabantiformes; Osphronemidae. The record is from RefSeq and is a predicted model, not a curated record. Bases 1046 to 2335 code for a protein of 429 amino acids. The transcript has 7 exons.
AUAGUAAGUCAAAUACAAUUUUACAUUUGCAAAUAUGAACAUAAUUAUGCGCAGUGUGCACCAAGUACUUUGAUUUAUCGUCCUGUUUCUGUGCUGAAUGUUUACAUUGUGUGGUGGGUUUUAAGGUUAAUUUACGUUUGAACUCCAGCAUUCAUCUGCUUGUUUAACAUCCCACAGUCCGCUUAAUGAACCUUUCAAAUUUUACUGUUAAUAAUAGGAUAAAACGUUCGCGACCUGGGUUGGAAACCCGUUUGAACGACCGCUUUUUGCGCGCCCUGAACGCGUCUCCCUGCUCCUUUAAGGGGGCCGAGCCUGUGCCGCGCGAGCCUUCGCCGUGCUGCUCGUCUACCUGCCGCACACCCCUCCGCGUCGCCUUGAUUGGUCGCCGUGGCAGAAAUCCCCCUGAAUGAUUUCAAACCCGAGUGUUCGGAGGAAGAGGAGGGGGAGCUCGUGCUAAUUCCGAGCAGGGCCGAGGUCCGUCCACUAACGCGGCACCUCGCUAAAGAGGCUUAUCUCAGCGCCGUUGACGGCGAAACGCGUCCAGCACCGCCGUUAAAAAGAAGUUCACUUGGACCGUCUCACGUUUAGUCGGAACCUUCGAACUGGGACUGAAUUAGCGUUUGUUUAUUUGAUCCUACUCUCGGGCUUUUGACGGUUCCCACCUUUUGAAUGGGGGGACGCACAUUGCGAUGCUACGCGGUGCGGCGCUGACGUACGCUCCUGGGAGCGGGACGUGCUUGAAAAUCACUGCUAAAUACGAAUGGUGCGUUCUGUUGGUGACGGUACGUUAGUAGCAGUUUCCGCUGGAUUUUCUCAUUAAACAUUCGCGAGGGCGUUCGGUUCACACCGGGGUUGCCAUAGCACCGCGGCCGUAUUUUCAUCUCCACCGCGGGCCUGUUGAAGAGGACGCACCGACACUCGGACGUACCGGACGAUGCAUUCGUUUUUUAACACCAUUCCCCAGUUGAGGCUUGGCUGAAUGAGCUCUGACCGCUAGUUUCACGCCGACGUCCAGAACGAACCGCAACUCGGAGCCCGGGCAGCCAUGGCCAAAAACCCGUCCGAGGCGCCGAAGGACGACCUGAGCCAGCUGACGGACGACGAGCUGCUGCGCUGCGGCAAAGAGGAGCUGGUCCGCAGGCUGCGGAGGGUGGACGGCGAGAAGAUGAGCCUGAUGAUCGACCACGGCAACAUGAUGAAGGACAUCAACCGGCGGCUGCAGGUGCACCUGCACGAGAUCCGCAACCUGAAGGAGAUCAACCAGAAGCUGCAGGACGACAACCACGAGCUCCGGGAGCUGUGCUGCUUCCUGGACGACGACCGGCAGAAGGGCAAGAAGCUGUCCCGGGAGUGGCAGCGCUUCGGCCGCUACACGGCCAGCGCCAUGUGGAAGGAGGUGGGCGCCUACAUGAUGAAGCUCAAGGAGCUGGAGGCCAACCAGGAGGCCGUGUUGAGGGAGAACACCGAGCUGAAGGAGAUCAUCCUCAUGCUGGACGAGGACCGGAACGGAGCCGGGUCCCGGAGCUCCAUAGACAGUCAGUCCAGUUUGAGCAACCUGAACGGGAGCACGGGCACCGUGCGGGAUGUCGGGGACGGCAGCAGCACGUCCAGCACCGGCAGCGCCGGCAGCCCCGACCACCACAACCACAUACACAAGCCCGCGACGGAGAGCAGCAAGACGGUUCCCACUAUGAGGAGGUCCAUGGACGACCUGUCGGCACCGCACCACCACAGGAGCAUCCCCAACGGCCUGAACGGUGAGUCCCCAGCUCGGCCUCCACGUGUGGACACACAGCUGGAGGCAGCAUGCAGAGCACCAGAAUCAGAUUCCUCCUCCAACUACAUCAGGCAGCUGGAGACGAAAGUGCGGAUCCUGGAGGACGACAACAAUAAACUCCUCUCACAGGCUUAUAGCCGGUAUAGCUUAUCACAGAUACAGACGAAAAAGCAGUGUAACCCAGGUGACCUUCGUGCCCUGAGGAAGGGAAUGACCCUGUACCACUCAGAGUCUCAACUGUCCUCUCUGCCCCAGCGCCAGGACGCCAUGCACAUGGGGACGGGUCGCCUCCCAACCAGCGAGUCUUCCCCUGCCACUGGCUACCUGUCCUGCGUCCAGAAGCCCGAGGCCGUGGUGCAUGCCAUGAAGGUGCUGGAGGUCCACGAGAACCUGGACAAGCAGGUCCCCGAGGACUACGAGGACGAUCUCAGCGAGAAGGAGAAAGCCAUCGUGCGAGAGAUGUGCAACGUGGUGUGGCGAAAGCUGGGUGACGCCGCGGGAUCAAAGCUGUCCGUCAGACAGCACCUCUCUGGGAACCAGUUCAAAGGGCCGCUGUAGGAUGGCAGCCAGCGAGAGGCCUGGAUAGAGAGAGAGAGAACCCAGGAACCCACACUCACCUGAAUCCACCGUGCUACCUGCGCCUACACGACUCCCACUGCCUACAACACCCAGCAUUCCUACAAAAAACACUCUCUUAAGACUGGCUAAGACACAACACGGACCCGUUCAUCCGUUCCUCGCACGUACGACUUUGUGCGUACGACGCGUUUUCAUCUCCGAACAUACGUUGACGACUGGCAGCUAGUUUCACCGGUUCACCACUUCUCCCUUGCUUUGGAGCCGCCUCCUGUUCGAUACACCGCUUUAAAGGUUGGCUGUGUUGCGUUCAAGAUCACAGUGCGACAUGGUUUCAAGCACAGAGCCCAUAGAGGGCGGUGACUCCAGAUACGUUGUAAUAGUAGCUCCCAGCUCCCGUCACACGUGUCACCCCGUAGUGGUCAACGAGUAGAGCUAGCAUUAGCAGUCUGCAGUGUUAACUAAGUGAAACCCACUGUGACCUAGCGCCUUUACUCAUAAGACAAGUCUAUGGAUAAUAAAGUCUAGGCAUCACUGUUAACUUGUGUAUAUAAUAUGUAUAAAACCAUAGCACUACUUCAUUGUUAUAGCUGAUUUUACUUUUAUCUAUUUUGUAUUCUAGCGUGGCCAUGUGAUCAAUUAUAUAGUUUAUACAACCGGACCUUUAAACAGGGUUUGUGUUAGCUAAUACUUUUUUUUAUUAUUAUUAUUUCUUUUCCAGAGCUAUUGAUUCUCUCUGCAAACUGAUAAUGCAUCAAGGCCAUUUUGAAUCAAAUCCUCUCCAUGAGUUAAUGGAUAGAUCGUUGUCUCCUAAACUAUGUAUGCUGUGUGCAUGCUUGACAAUCAUUUUCUCAGGUUGGGAGGGCUACAGCUUUACCUUCACCCGUGUGUGUGUGUGUAAGUGUGUGUGUGUGUGUUGGAGUGAGUGUGUGCGUGAACGGAGACUGCACGUGUCUCUUGCAGCUGUAGCAUCUGCCUGUGAAUUCUCUUUCACUCCAUCGGACAACGGUUACAACGCGGUCGAUGACUGAUGAAGACAUUUGCUGAAUUCAUUAAAUGUUCCAACAAGAGUAAUAAAAUAAUUCUCAAGGCCAAAUAUCAACCUCAGAGUUUCUAAAUUCCUUGUUUAGCAUUUUAUAUGUCAAUAAACAGAAAACAAAAACUAAUUUUCUAUUGACUUGGAUUCAGCAGGUGUAUUUAUGCAGUGCAUGUUUCUUAAAGUUGAAUCUCUUCUUUUUCUUAGAAUACAAGCAAGUCUUCCCUUAGAUGUCUCCUGAAACCACUAACAUUUAAAAUGUUUUGAUGUCAAAUGAGCAAACGAUGUUUGUCAAGUAUUUAUUGCCACGUGUCAGAUAGAGAUGGGAGCGCUGCAAGUGAGUCAUAAUUAAAAAUUCUCAGGUUUCCUUGGAAGUUAUCUGAUUAGUGUAGUGGCUGACAGCUCAGGCUCUCCCAUCUCUAGUGUUAUUUGUUCCAAAUUAGAACAUGAGGCCAUUUAUGACCACUUCUGCCAUGCACCUCAAGUUUUAUCAAAUAAGGUUAAAAUAACAUUUUUUUUUAAAGUGUCCUUUUUUCUAGGAACCGAUUUGAAGAUUAAAAAAAAAACUGAAAUCUUUAUAUAUGGCAUUUGAUUUGAGACGUGCCACUGUUUUUUCUGCAUGCUGUUUUGAUUUGGAACCCAACUGUCUUGUUUUCUUUUUUAAAUAUCUUUAGUGUAUCUUUUUUCUGCCUAUAUGCUAAAACAAUAGUACAGAAUCCUAGCUUCUACAGCCUAAAUGUCAAUUCCUGUAGUAACUAGCAUGGCUGUAACUUCUUUCAGUGAACUCCACUGGUUCAAUGAACAUUUGACAGGUAAAAAUAAAACAUGAAAUAGGCCACUUUUAGAAAGAAAUCUGGAGGAAAAUAAACAAAGUUGGUUAACCCUA